AGUGGACGUUUUGUGUUGCAGGCGACCGGGUUGAGAACAGGGCAGUAUGAACCAUCGAGCGUGCCUCACUGUUAUCAGUCUAGCUUCAGGGCAGACAGGCAGCAGAACUGCCAAGCACCUCAGCCUGAACAGCCAGUAGAACAGCAUGUGGAGGAACACACGGAACGACGCACUGAAGAACAGAUGGAACACCAUGCCGAGGAACAAGCGGAACAACACACUGAGGAACAGACAGAAGAACACAUUAGUGAACGGACCAGGGAACACACGGACGGACACACCGAGGAACAGGUGGAACAACAGACCGAGGGACAGACAGAGCGACACACCGAGGGACAGACAGAGUCACAGGAAGCAGGCGUAGGCAGCCAGUCGUCGACUAGGGAACCAGUUGCUAGUAGUGAGAGCAGUUCCGAGGUGCCACACAACACUGAUCAACGAUCAGUUGAUGCUCAAUUUCAAGGACUCACGAAAAAGUGUUUGACACUGGAUGACAUAUUGGUCUAUGAUGAAAUCGCCGCUCUGACGAUACGACAGCUGAAAGAGAUACUCUUCACGAAUUUCGUCGAUUACAAGGGCUGCUGUGAGAAGCAGGAGUUGCUAGACAAAGUACACAGACUGUACAGGGAGCAUUGUGAAAACAAAGUCAAAGCCGAAGCUGCGGACGACGUUACAGCGACCGGAUCACCAGCAGGGGGAGCCAGCGAGGAGGAGUUCAUGUGCAAGGUGUGCAUGGACGCCGUCGUCGACUGCGUGCUGCUGGAGUGUGGCCACAUGCUCACCUGUACCAGCUGCGGCAAGAGGCUGAGCGAGUGUCCGAUAUGUCGGCAGUACGUCACGCGCGUCGUCCACGUGUUCCGAUCCUGAGGCAGGUGCGAGGUCGCGCGGGGCGACGCACGCUCUUUUUACGUUAGUUCCGCUCCGGUCGGCGAUGCCAUCUGCUGGUGGUUAGUCGGGCAGAUUUCUACGCGGCGUUUACAUUAUCUCCAUUUGCGAGUGGUGGCGGUGGCGGUGGCGGUGGCGCCACUUGCCUCGUCCAUUCUGUCAGGUUUUUCGAUUUGAUCACGUCACUAGACUGUGACUAGAGUGUAGCCACCUGCCAAUACAUUAUUAUCAUGGUUGCCUGUGUGUUCGUUUUGUUAAUGUUUUCGAUGUCGUUUUUGUAAUUGUUUGAUCGGUCAGUAAUUAAUUAGUUUAGCUUUUAAACAUGCUCAUCUGCUCGGUAAGUGACUCAGCAUAAGCAGGCGUUAGUCAGUCUGCUGCAUGAUUCAUGCAUAUGGGCAAGGACCGAACUACUGAGUCUGUGUUGCGACUUGUUUCUAAGCAGUUCUUUCUUGUGUGGUCGUAAACACUAUCUUGCAUCACUUCUCGAGUAGCACUGAAUUUUAAUCGCCAUCACGAGGCCAUCAUUUUAAUUGUCUUGGCUGCGACAUCUAUAUUAUUUGUAUUUCAGUCCUGGAGGUGCCGCCAGUGUGUGCUGCACAUCAGGGUUGUGCAUAUUUCUCACUCGUAGAGUGGCCACUGUGUAUGGUAGAUACUAGCUCUAGAACUAUAGCCCUUUGCUCCGCCGCAGGCGCUAGGGCGCGCUGUGAACGGCUAUAGUUCUAGACCUAGGUAGAUAUACGUGAUCAGGAUCGACAAUGUACUGACAUUGUGGUGACGACAUCGAUGAUCUGCAGUAGGCAAAUCGUAUGUCGUGACGGUAGUGGUCAGGCAGUAUCGGGGAUUUAUACUUAUUCUAGUGUCCCGGCAUGAGAGUAGUAGUCUCUCGUGCCAGGAGCUGGCUAGUGUGAAAAUGUUUCCUUCUUACUGUUGUGCCAUCACUCUUUGGCACCGUGCGCUGAUGCCAACGUGAAACCCAAGCCAAACCCUGCAGAAUAGUUGUUAAUAAUAUCCCCCGUUACUCCUAGUGGGAUCUCACACUGCCGAAUAAAGUAUGUACUUUGUACACGUAGUUUGUGGAAGUGUAAAUAUUCGGAAAUUCAUCAUAAACGGUUUAAAAUAUGAUGCCAGCGUGCAUAGCUAUGAAAACUGUGAGCAAGUUGAAGGUGUAUUUUGUCCGUUGUUGCAUAUACUGGCUCACAUUUUAUAGUGUUGUUUAUACGUAUUACCAUUCAUUGUGGGGAAAAUACAUUGUUGAAAUCUUAUGCGGAUAUGUAAAUACUUUCCACGAUAUAAGAAAGGUGUGAAGUGGUAAAAGUAGCCAUAACAGCGACGUUCAAACUUGGUACUGUAAUCGUAUGCAUUGUUUAUACGGUAUGGUAUUACACAAUUGUUUUCAUUUUAGUAUAAGAAAAUUUUAUAUAAGGUAAAGUAAAGUAAAGGUAAGUAAGGUAAGUAAGUCGUAGUUUUAUCAGGAAUAUGUUUUCGAUUUAUGUUUGAUCAGGUGGGAUAAAAAAUUUGCAUGUAGUGCCGUUUUAUUCAUAUGCUUUUGAACACUGAUGUAUAAACGAAAAAAACUGCCAGCCUUAGUCUGCUUGUAACUUUAUUAUUGUAAAAAAAAGUCAUUUUAAUUUGUCGUUUUUUGUCAUGCAGUUUAAAAAAUAAAGAUAUUUAUGUAAAUUUCAAGUGCA
Messenger RNA from Priapulus caudatus, 2573 nucleotides. RefSeq names its product E3 ubiquitin-protein ligase rififylin-like. Gene Ontology annotation, biological process: negative regulation of extrinsic apoptotic signaling pathway via death domain receptors; protein K48-linked ubiquitination; proteasome-mediated ubiquitin-dependent protein catabolic process. Gene Ontology annotation, cellular component: plasma membrane; cytoplasm. Lineage: Eukaryota; Metazoa; Priapulida; Priapulimorpha; Priapulimorphida; Priapulidae. The transcript is spliced from 3 exons. Gene Ontology annotation, molecular function: ubiquitin protein ligase activity. The record is from RefSeq and is a predicted model, not a curated record. The coding region runs from base 184 to 867 and encodes 227 amino acids.